This is a messenger RNA of Ailuropoda melanoleuca (giant panda), 1731 nucleotides long. RefSeq names its product protein RoBo-1-like. The record is from RefSeq and is a predicted model, not a curated record. NCBI's taxonomy places the organism in Eukaryota, Metazoa, Chordata, Mammalia, Carnivora, Ursidae. The coding region runs from base 78 to 554 and encodes 158 amino acids. The transcript has 6 exons.
AGUCUUUAAAUAGUGAUCUUGCAGGCUUUUCCUCAGGCUCCGGGGAGGAUAAAUUUUAAGGCUUCUGAAGAGCCACCAUGCCUCCAUCUUCAGCCCUAAAGAGUCUUCUUACCUCCUGGGUCCUCACAGCCUUGGUUUCCAGCAUUGUAGAGAGUUACAAAUGUACAAGCUGUUCUCUUUAUGGAUGUAGUGCCGAUAUGCAAAGAACUUGUGAAACCUCUAAAAGCUGCUUUGUAUCUAAACAAGAAUUAAGGGCAUCAGGGAUGCUCUUACAACAUGUUGAGGAGAAAGGUUGUUCUUCAAGCAAGUGUGUCCCAAGGACCUUCUCAGCAACACUGGGGGACGAUCAAACAUUUGGGUACAGCCACCAAUGCUGCGAAGAUGAGCUCUGUAACCAAGGGGACUUCCAAGUGCCUCAGAAGUCCUCAGAACCCAAUGGUAUUAAGUGUCCUGCCUGCUACAAUGUGUAUGACAUUUCCUGUGACCCAGUUCUUCUUGACUGCACUGGUACAGAGACAAAAUGUGUAGAAGUUAUUGGCAUAGAUCAACUCUGAUACAACAUAUGGGAGAAGACUACACAAGGGCAUUAAUACUAGGAGAUGCCCUCCAAAGUAUGGAGGUAGCCAUCUGUCAGAAGAGGAGAGGAGAGAGAGGAGAAGAGAACACAACUGCUUCCCAUAGCAGAGUGUGAGACUUGGGAACAUGUCAUAUCAUGAUCUGGAAUGGGACCUUGGGUCAUUGGCAACAAAGAGGGUGACAGCUCAGUUCUGGUUUUCAUCAUCACUGCCAUUAUUACUAUCAACAAAACCCCAUGACUAAGCACUUAAUUUUUCAUGCUGUGAUUCUGAAAUCUGCAGAAGGAUCUGCCAUUUUCUUGAGGAGAAGAAAAGUAUAUGUUUGUAAUAAGACACUCAUGCAUUAUUCAGAUAUAAAUUGGGAAAUUAACCUAGUAUUAGACUGUAUAGCCAGAGAGGGCAUUGUCAGUUUUCUGAUCAAUAUGUAAAAGGUUACAUGAAAUUAGUGGUGUUAUAGGAGCUUUUUAAAUGGUGGGAGAGAGAACAUGGUGGGAAUGGAGGCAAGUUAUGCUGUUUUUUUGAGGAGAUUUUGAGCGAGAGCCUGGGACUAUCAGGUGAAGGGACCCUUGCCUAGGUGAGCAGAGGUGAGCAACAAAAAUGGGAUGUCAUGAAGGAUACAGGGGAGGGAUGGGACCGUUGAAAGUGGCAGUCUCUCUACUCCAACUUGUCAUGGAAAGUACAGGCAUGUAAUUAGGUUCCAUAGUGAUAACAUCCACUGAACUCAUAGCCUUGGGGAAAAGUGAUCUUAUCUCAAAGGGGAUCUGCAUUGCUUCCCUCUGGUUUCCCCAAAGAAACAAAAGUAAAAAAACAACAGAUACCACAGGGACUUUUUAGCUGAUACACAAGUUCUGAUUGCAGGCUUUUCCCUCUCUUCCAACUAUCUCUCCCCUAGUCAGAAUGCAGGGUCUCCCACCUCAGCCAUGCAUCGGAGACACCAGAGGCCUUUUGGGGUCCCUCCUAAACUGAGUUAUUGGGCCCAAAGGGAACUAAGUCUUGGUCUCUGGACAGAGAUGGAGCUGUGGUUGUUGCUUCUUUCAUAGAAGACAGAGAGGGAUUCUGGGGCACUCUGCACCCUUUUUCUUCCCCUAGGGAGGUAGAUAAGAUAGGAUGUGGUUGAAAAAAGGAGACAAAAUGAGAGAGACUAACUCUUGGAUUU